AUGCGUUUGUCCGCCUUCGCCUCGGUGGGCCUCAGCAGCCUGGCGGUCGUCACCAACGCCGCCAUCGUGACCUACGACUGGACGAUCGACUGGGUUCGGGCAGCUCCUGAUGGCUUCUCUCGCCCCGUCAUUGGUGUGAACAACCAGUGGCCCUGCCCCGCGAUCCGGGCCAAUGUUGGCGACACCGUUGUUGUCAACAUCAAGAACAACCUGGGCAACCAGACCACCGGUAUCCAUUUCCAUGGUAUCCAUCAGAUCGGCUCCAACGAGAUGGAUGGACCCACAGGCGUGACCCAAUGCCCUGUGCCACCUGGAAACACCUUGACAUACUCCUUCUACGCUGAUGCGCCAGGCACAUAUUGGUACCACUCCCACAGCCCCGGUCAGUACCCUGAUGGUCUGCGUGGUCCUCUUAUCAUCGAUGACCCCAACGACCCAUACAAGGGCAAGUACGAUGAGGAGGUUAUCUUCUCGGUGUCGGACUGGUAUCACUCGGAGACUCUCCCAUUGGUUCGCGCCAUGCUCACGCCUGCCAAUGACCGAUUCUUGCCUCCCUUCCCGGACAGCAUCAUUGUCAACGACGGGCAAAACACAAACUUUUCCUUUGUCAAGGGCAAGACCUACCGCUUCCGCAUGAUCAGCUAUGCCGCCUUUGCCUCGGCCAUGAUUCAGUUCGACUCGCACACCAUGCAAAUCAUCGCAGCGGAUGGUGCCUACACCACCCAGACCCAGGCCUACCAGAUCCGUCUUUCGCCCGCUCAGCGCUACGACGUGCUCAUCUCGGCCAUUGACCGUGACAACCGCAACUACCCGAUCCUGGUCAACCUCGACAUCAACCGUGACUACGAGGUCGCCCCGGUCUGGACCAAGAACUACACGGCUCAGCUUGUCAUGGACCCCGCCAAGCCCUUCACCACCUACACCGUCAACCAGUGGCGCCCGCAGGACGACUCGACCAUCAAGCCUUACGAUGUUGUUGGCGACGCCAUCCUCCCCCCUGCCGACAAGGUCAUCACUCUUGACUUCACCUUCUGCAAGGACGAGAACAACUACCCCCGCGCCUGCUUCAACAACCAGACCUUCAUCAUGCCGCACACUCCUACUCUGUACACUGCUGCUACUGUCGGCGAGGCCAACACUGAUGCGAUUGUCUACGGCAACGUUCUCCCUGAGAUUGUCUCGUACGGCCAGGUUGUCGACAUUGUCAUCAACAACAUCGAUGCUGCUAUUCACCCCUUCCACCUGCACGGUCACCACUUCCAGCUGCUCGAGCGCCCCAAGUCCAACACGGGUGUCUGGCCUGGCCGCAGCGGAGGCUACAACACCCUCCCCGCUCUCCGCGAUGUUGUGCACGUCAACGCCCACUCGUAUGCUGUUCUCCGCUUCAAGGCUACCAACCCCGGUGUGUUCUUGUUCCACUGCCACAUCGAGUGGCACGUCGAGAUGGGCUUGACUGCCACCAUCAUCGAGGCUCCCGAGAGGAUCCGCGGCAAGACCUUCCCUCCGGACCACAUGGCUGCCUGCAAGGUCAUGGGUAUGCCCACUGCCGGCAACGCUGCCGGAAACACUGUCAAUGUCUACGACACCAGCGGCUACAAGGAGGUCCCUGACACUGUCUACCAUGGGUGA
Pyricularia oryzae 70-15 is the source of this 1629-nucleotide messenger RNA. RefSeq names its product iron transport multicopper oxidase FET3. Gene Ontology annotation, cellular component: high-affinity iron permease complex. Bases 1 to 1629 code for a protein of 542 amino acids. Gene Ontology annotation, biological process: cellular response to iron ion starvation; reductive iron assimilation. Lineage: Eukaryota; Fungi; Ascomycota; Sordariomycetes; Magnaporthales; Pyriculariaceae. Gene Ontology annotation, molecular function: ferroxidase activity; copper ion binding. The record is from RefSeq and is a predicted model, not a curated record. The transcript is spliced from 4 exons.